This is a messenger RNA of Dentiscutata heterogama, 162 nucleotides long. Lineage: Eukaryota; Fungi; Glomeromycota; Glomeromycetes; Diversisporales; Gigasporaceae. The record is from the annotation of a GenBank genome assembly.
AUAUUAUGAAGCUUCAAUUGAUGAACUUAAAGAAUAUAUAAAAAAUACUAAUGCAAAUUUGUCGCCUAGAAUUAAAAGUAUUAUUGAAGAUUCCAGCGAAGAAUCAAUUGAAAUAUUAAAUGAUAUAUUAAAGAUUCAAACACUAAAUGAUGCAUUAAACAA